GAGACAUAAAAAGCCAUAAAAUUAGAUGAAAAUCCACGCAAUUCCUUAUUGAUUUACUUCCCGUUUUUCCUCUAGUUAUUUUUGUCUCCCGCAGUUUUUUCAAUUAGCAAUUGGAUAAGGAAUCUUAUACAGUUCAUGGAUUUCUAAGCCAUUGACCAAUUUUUCUAUUUGGUACAUUAAAUUGGCUAAUUGGGAGAAAAAAAUACAAGAAUAAAAGAGUUUUAUCAAGCAUUUUCAAAUGGAAAUCUUGUCAUCUGAGACCUUAUAUCAUCUGAGACCUUAAAAAAUAAUUGCAUUUCCCCCAACUCAAUUUUUAUUUUAUGAGAUAAAUUGGCAAAUUUCAAUCAAUCGAAAACUUCAAAAACACCUAGAAACAAUUUAUUCGGCUAUUGGCUGCAUUCGCUCUUCGAUAAAUUUAUUAUAGUGAUUUUUUUCUUAAAAAAACUCUCCAAUAAAUGCUAUUUUAAGUUUAUUUCCACAAGUUUUAUCAUUUAUGCAACUGGGUUAUAAGAACUAUAACGAGCAUUGAAGCGACAAUUUAAGAGCUGAAGAUAACAUAAUAACUACUUUUGGAACAAAUUUGCCAGCCCGACGUAACUUAAGUUGGUAGACUUUAUGCUCGUCGCCAAAACCCGCAAAGCUAUUUAUCUGUGCGGGCUCAAAAUAUGACCACGAUUUGUACGCCAACUUCUAGUUCCGGAUUAAAUUCCAGCGUUACAACUCCAGAAAAACCCACUCCCAAUGUUUUAGAAGAAGUUUACAAGAUUCCAGUUAUUACAAGUCAAAAUAAGAAUCCAGUUGUGUCCGCACCAAACCAGAGUAACAAGGUUUUCAUGUGGCGUAAAGACAGCAAAAUGCAUGAUCAAAUUAUAGCUCCAAAAAUUGUCCCCAGUCAAAAUUCAAACGAUGGCCAGUUAGCUAUCAAAAAAACACCUCAAACUUUACCUCUGAACUCCCCUGGAUCAACUAAUCCUGGCAAUGAAAACCAAAUCUCCUCUCCUGGAAAGAGUCUGAAACAGUUGGUGAGUCACAGCAUAGACAUUGCCGUGUUUCAGAUGAGUCCCAGACAGGUCAAGGUCAAGUUCGCCUUCCUCACUGUCGGGGACGUGGACACUAAGUCGCAGAGGUUCGUGACCGAAGUGCUGAUUCAGGCCAAGUGGGUGGAGCCUAAAUUGAGGGGACUCACAGACGCGAGCCAGGUUGAGAAGAUUGAAGAGCUGUGGGAUCCGAAGCUGAAGAUCCAGAAUCUGGAGGAGAUCAAAGGCGGCAGGGAUGAGAAAUGGCACACGAUCAAACUGGGCGAAGUGGACCCAGUGGUCGUGUACAGACGACGUCUGAAGGGCAGCUUCUACGAAAACAUGGAGCUCAAAGACUUCCCCAGAGAUGUACAGGACAUCUCUGUGAUUCUGCGGAGUGAGUUGCCGACCAGUGAGAUCGAUUUGGUCCCUGACCCUGACGAGUUGAGCACAGUUGAAGUUUCUACUUUUCAGGACAAACAGGAGUGGAGCAUGUAUAAACAUGUAGAUGUGUCGACGAAAUUACCGGAGACUGAUGAUGAUGACAAUUUGGACGAGAACCCUUUCCUGAAUAUCCCCAUCAUCACUGCUACUGCUAGAGUGGCCAGAAGGUCCACAUUUUUCUUCUGGAACGCCAUUCUAAUCAUGAUGUGUAUAGUGACGUUGAGUUUCUGUGGCUUCGCUCUGGACUACCAGGACGUGAAGUUCCGCAUAGCUGGCAACUUGACCUUGCUACUGACCUCUGUCGCUUUCAAGCUAUCUGUCAAUCAACACCUCCCGAUGAUACCAUACCUCACUGGACUGGACAUUUACCUACUUUCCAGUAUGAUGUUCCUGUGCUUCAUGACUCUGCUGUUCGCUUUUCUAGCAGUGCUGAAGGAUGACCCCCAGAGAGCCAAGAGGGCAGACACCAUCUGUCUCUCAACCCUAGUCCCAUUCCAACUACUCUUCCAUAUACUAUUCGGAAUAGCCUUCUUCAAAAAGACUAACAAGCGGCGAAAGGAGAUGCAACAAAAAGACCUCGAGUAUUUGUUGCAUCGAAACGUCAAUCGGUCAGAUUGUGUCGCCCAACAUAGUUUGGGGUCAUUGUCAUUUGAAAAGGAAUUGAAGAUCCAGAAAGAGAAAGACUCAAAAGACAGGGUUCGAAAGGAGACAAAAAUAGGACUUCCUGAUGCAAAUGGCUCGCUUGUUGUAAACAACAACAAUAACAACAACAACAAAGCUAAGGGUGACAGCCUAGCUUGAAAUAAACCAGGCCGAAAAAUUCUUGAAAAAAAAAUUAUCUCAAUUAUGUUUUACAGACAAUCCAUUCGAAUUCUUUUUUAAUUUCAUUUUCUGCAAAUAUCAGAAACUUCAGCAAAAAAAAUGGUAAAUUUUGAAACAUUUUGAUUGCUAGCUUUACUGAUAGAUGUUUAUGAGUUGAUAGUUUUGUGAGAUCAAGUUAAUAUGCUCCUCACAACCCCCCUUCCUUCCUCCCACCCC
This is a messenger RNA of Symsagittifera roscoffensis, 2498 nucleotides long. Its product is annotated as gamma-aminobutyric acid receptor subunit beta-1-like. The coding region runs from base 666 to 2261 and encodes 531 amino acids. The transcript has 11 exons. Gene Ontology annotation, molecular function: neurotransmitter receptor activity; transmembrane signaling receptor activity; extracellular ligand-gated monoatomic ion channel activity. Gene Ontology annotation, cellular component: plasma membrane; synapse; neuron projection. NCBI's taxonomy places the organism in Eukaryota, Metazoa, Xenacoelomorpha, Acoela, Convolutidae. Gene Ontology annotation, biological process: nervous system process; signal transduction; regulation of membrane potential. The record is from RefSeq and is a predicted model, not a curated record.